This is a messenger RNA of Raphanus sativus (radish), 2935 nucleotides long. RefSeq names its product CRM-domain containing factor CFM3B, chloroplastic. Gene Ontology annotation, biological process: RNA splicing, via transesterification reactions. Lineage: Eukaryota; Viridiplantae; Streptophyta; Magnoliopsida; Brassicales; Brassicaceae. The transcript is spliced from 9 exons. Gene Ontology annotation, molecular function: mRNA binding. The coding region runs from base 129 to 2726 and encodes 865 amino acids. The record is from RefSeq and is a predicted model, not a curated record.
ACUAAUCCAUCCACCGGAAGAAGAACCCAAAAGAAAAAAAGCUGAAAACUUUUGAUCAAAAGUUGAAACUUUUCUGAAAUAUUCUGUAUUUCUGCGAGUACCCCCCCCCCCCCAAUUGAAAGUCAGAAAUGGCGAUGAAUUCAAGUCGCCAUUUUUAUCCAGCAACAUUCGAUUCGUUGGGAAGCUCCUUCUGCAAGCUCCAUGGAACCACUUCCCUCCGAUUCUUAAGGUACAGUUCAUCAAUUCAUGUAGCUUCAUCGACGAGGAGAUUCGGUUUGGUUAAACUAUGUAGUGGUAGGGGUAGGGAUGAGAGUUGGAACAGAACCCAGAAGCAGAAUCAUUUUAAACCUUCGAAGUUAGUGCUGAAUCAUCGGAAAGGAGAGAGAUUUUUAGAUUCAGGGGUAACGAGUGUUGAGAAUGGUGGUGGUAGUAGUAGUACAAUGGAGAGGAUUGUGGAGAAAUUGAAAAAGUUCGGAUUUGUUGACGAAGAUGAAGAGAUUGAACAAGAGAGGAGGUUUGUGGAGGAAGAAGAGAAUCCGAGGAAUAAUAGGAGAGGUGGUGGAUACACGGAGGAGUCAUCACCGUUUGGUGUUUACGGAGGUGAUGGAGAAGUUAAGUUCCCUUGGGAAAAAGCAAGUUCUAAGGAGAAGGAGAAUGAGGAGGAGCUAGUUAAUGGAGUGUGGACAGCUAAGAAGGAGAGUAGAUACUCGCUUGCGGAGAUGACUCUUCCGCAAGCAGAGCUGAACCGGUUGAGGAAUGUGAUGUUUAGGACGAAGAGCAAGAUGAGAGUUAAAGGUGCAGGUGUCACUCAGGCUGUGGUUGAUGCGAUUCAGGAGAAGUGGAAGGGCUCAGAGAUUGUUAGACUCAAGAUCGAAGGUACAAAUGCGCUCAACAUGAGACGGAUGCAUGAACUUCUGGAGCGAAAAACUGGUGGUUUGGUGAUUUGGAGGUCAGGGACUUCCAUCGCCUUGUACAAAUACAAAAACGACACUUACAGGAGGGAUGCGUCGGUGCCAAUGAGCAAGCAAAUAUACCGAAGAGCACAGACAUCAACCUCUUCCUUACCUACAGGUAGAGUGGAUCAUAGUAUUGAGCAAGUGCAUCAUCCUCAGCUAGAGAAGGAGACAACAAACGUGGGAAAUGAAGACAGGACAUCUCAUCAAGAAGUCGAAUAUGAAGAUGAAAUAAAUGAAUUGUUAGAAGGUCUUGGUCCUCGAUACACGGACUGGCAGGGAGGUUAUCCAUUACCUGUUGAUGCUGAUUUGCUUCCAGGGAUAGUACCUGGUUACGAACCUCCUUUCAGGGUUGUUCCUUAUGGAGUGAGAUCAACUCUGGGACAAAAGGAGGCAACCUCUCUAAGGAGACUUGGCAAAGUUCUUCCUCCACACUUUGCUUUAGGUCGAAGUAGACAGAUGCAAGGGUUGGCAACAGCCAUGGUUAAGCUAUGGGAGGAGAGUUUGAUUGCUAAGGUUGCCCUUAAACGUGGUGUACAACUGACUACCAGUGAGAGAAUGGCUGAGGACAUCAAGAGAUUGACGGGAGGUAUGCUGCUCUCUAGGAACAAAGACUUCUUGGUUUUCUACAGAGGGAAGAGUUUUCUGUCACCACAAGUAGCUGAAGCAUUGGUGGAGAAGGAGAGACUCGCAAGGACAUUCCAAGACGAAGAGGAACAGGCACGUCUAAGAGCGUCAUCGGGUCUGGUUGUCCCACGUGUUAAAGCUAAUCAAAACCUUGUUUCUACCGGCACUCUUGGAGAAACUCUUGAUGCAGCUAGUAAGUGGGGAAGGAAUCUGGAUGACGAUGAUCACGUGGAGGAAGUGAAACAAGAGGCUGAGAAACUGAGGUCUGCGAAUCUUGUCAGAAAGUUGGAAAGGAAACUUGCUUUUGCUGAGAAAAGGUUGCUGAAAGCUGAACGUGCAUUAGCUAAGGUAGAGGAAUCUCUGAAGCCAUCAGAGCACAGAACAGACACUGAGGGCAUAACUGAGGAAGAGAGAUUUAUGUUCCAGAAGCUCGGAUUGAGGAUGAAAGCCUUCUUACUGCUUGGUCGAAGAGGGGUGUUUGAUGGUACUGUGGAGAACAUGCACUUGCACUGGAAAUACAGGGAGCUAGUCAAAAUUCUUGUGAAGGCUAAAAGUUUUGAGGGUGCGCAGAAAGUGGCAUUGGCCCUUGAAGCCGAGAGUGGAGGAAUCCUGGUUUCUGUUGACAAGAUUUCCAAAGGCUAUGCCAUUAUCGUGUAUAGAGGAAAAGACUAUAAGCGUCCUUCCGAGUUAAGGCCUAAGAACCUCUUGACAAAGAGGAAAGCUUUGGCGCGUUCUGUUGAGCUCCAAAGACGGCAGGGUAUUAUAAAACAUAUUGCGGUGGUACAGGCGAGAACAGAGCAGUUGAGAGCUGAAAUCGAACAAGUGGAACUUGUAAAAGACAAGGGAGAUCAAGUGUUAUACAACAAGCUUGACAUGGCAUAUUCUUCUAGCGAUGAGGAGACCGAAGAGACAGAUGGAGAAGGAGAUGACAUCUAUUUAGAUACAUACGAAGAGGAUGGUGAAGAAGCUGGGAUCCAGGCCAAGGGUUCACUAUCUGAUGUUGAAUUUGAUUCAGAUGAUGAAGACUGGGAUUCAGAUGAAUUAGAAACUGAGCUUGAUGAUGAUGAUGAUGAUUCUGCAUCCUCCACAGCACCAGAAGCAACCUCUGGAAAUCUUCAUAACGAGGAACGUCAUCUGCAACCAUAAGAGGUACUGACCACGAGCUAGUAUGCACAGUGUUGUGAGUUGAUGAAGGAUAGAACUUUUGACAUUGUCUCCUGUGUACUUUCUUUUGGUCAAUGCAAUUAGAGAUAUACUAAAAGUGUAUCACAUGCAAAGACUGUAAGCUUUUAGGAGCUUUGUAGAUUUAUAUCAUUUAUAAGAUACAUAGAUAUCUCAAGUCUCCAAUGUAACAA